AUGGAGAGUAAAAAAAGGCGUCUUCGUUUUAUUUUGCUGUUUUAUUUCAUUAAAGGCAGGAAAGCUGCUGAAGCUCAUAAGGCGAUAUGUGAAGUGUAUGGGUCCGAUUGCAUUACUGAAAACACGUGUCAGAAUUGGUUUAAAAAGUUCCGUUCUGGUGAUUUCUCUCUCAAGGACAAGCGGCGUUCCGGUCGACCUUCUGAAGUCGAUAAUCAGAAAAUCAUAGAUUUAAUUAAAUCUAAUCGCCGAAUAACUGUACGGGAGAUUGCUGAGAAGCUCAGUGUUUCAUACACAGCAAUUGAUAAUCACCUGAAAUAUCUUGGUCUCUUUAAGAGGUUUGGCGUUUGGGUUCUGGAUGAAUUGGAAGACACGUUGUGUAGUCGAAAGUGUGAGGUCUUUCUACCGACUCGUCGAAUUGUCCUGCUAAUCCACACUUACAAAGUCGAAACUCCGAGUCGAUCAAUUUGA
Mesocestoides corti is the source of this 468-nucleotide messenger RNA. The record is from the annotation of a GenBank genome assembly. NCBI's taxonomy places the organism in Eukaryota, Metazoa, Platyhelminthes, Cestoda, Cyclophyllidea, Mesocestoididae.